Messenger RNA from Trichechus manatus latirostris (Florida manatee), 2112 nucleotides. It is a transcript of the gene CCDC177, whose product is annotated as coiled-coil domain containing 177. The record is from RefSeq and is a predicted model, not a curated record. The coding region runs from base 1 to 2112 and encodes 703 amino acids. The transcript has a single exon. NCBI's taxonomy places the organism in Eukaryota, Metazoa, Chordata, Mammalia, Sirenia, Trichechidae.
AUGGUGGACCCGGUUCCUGAAGAGAAGGCGGGAGCCGAGCCCGACGGCUCAGGAGAGGGUGGAGCUGACGCGUCGUCGGUGCCCCCUGACGCGCACGUCGCCCAGCAGCCCGCGGCCUCCUCGACCUCCGCCUCAGCGGCGGUGCCCAGCAAGGCGGAAGACCCCUGCGUGGCAGGAGAAAGCGGACAGCGUGAGCAGUCCCCGCUGCUGCACCUCGACCUCUUCAACUUCGACUGUCCGGAGGCCGAGGGCAGCCGCUAUGUGCUGACCAGUCCCCGCUCGCUAGAAGCCUGUGCCCGGUGCGCCGUCAAGCCGGUGGAGCUGCUUCCACGGGCCCUGGCCGACCUGGUGCGUGAGGCCCCGGGCCGCUCCAUGCGGGUGGCCACCGGCCUGUACGAGGCCUACGAGGCGGAGCGGCGCGCCAAGCUGCAGCAGUGCCGGGCCGAGCGCGAGCGCAUCGUGCGCGAGGAGAAGCGGCGCCUCUUCACGCCGCUGGGCGCCGCCGCUGCCGCUGCCGCUACCGCGACUCCGAGCGCUGGCGCCGGCAGCAGCAGCAGCUGCAGCAGCGCCAGCCUCCCGGCCUCGCCCGCGCCACGCGCAGCCCGAAAAGCUUCCUCCAGCCCCUCCCCGGCCCGGACCCAACCGCCGCCCGCGGGCUCGCGGACAGGUAGAAAGAGCCACUCGCUAGACUCGCUGUCUCGCAGACGCGAGGGCGCCCUCAGCUCCGAAUCCGGCGCGUCGUCGUCGUCUUACAGUGGAGAGAGCCUGCGGGAGCUGCGCUGGCCGCCGCAGGCCUCGGCCAGGCACAGCUGCCCGGCCGGGUCGGCGUCCUCUGCCCCCAAUCCUCUGGGCCGCCCUUCCGUCCUUGCCUUGGUUCCGAUCACCGGCCGCAGCUUCAGCCUGGGCGACCUGAGCCAUUCGCCGCAGACGGCGCAGCACGUGGAGCGCAUCGUGCGGCAAGUGCGCGCCGAACGGGGCCUGCGCGGGGUACCCGAGCGCGACCGGAAGAUCGCCGCGCUUAUGCUGGCACGGUACCAGGAGGAGCGCCUGCUACUGAAGCAGCGCGCCGAGGCCCACGGGCAGUGGGAGCAGCAGCGCGUGUACGCCGAACAGCGGCGCGAGCGCGAGGAACGCGAGAAGCAGCGCGCCUUGGAGCUGGGUCGCCGGGCCUGGGCUGCGCAGGUGGAGGAGCGGCGCGGCCGCCGGGGACGCGAGGAGCGUGAGGCAGCACGGCGGCGGCAGAGGCAGUGCGAGCGAAGCGAGGAGCGGCGGCGGGAACUGGCUGAGCAUCAGGGCCUCCUGAGGCGGGAGCGGGCGGACCGCGCCGCUCGGGAGGACCGGCUGCGCAAACUGCAGCAGGAGCAGAACCUGAAGCAGCGGGAGGAGGGCCUGCAAGAAGGGCGCGAGCGGGCGGAGCAGGUCCGCAGGGAGCGCGCCCAGCGGGCAGCCCGCGCCAAGCAGCGGCAGGAGGGCCAGCUGCAGCGGGAAAAGAGGGAGCUAAGCCGGGCCGAGCGGGCGCGCCACGAAGCGUUGCUGCAGGGACGGGUCCGGCAGGAGAACGAGGAGCGGGAGGGCUUGCGGAGUUCCCUGGCGGCCAGCUUGGGCCGCGCACAAGAGAACUAUGAGCAGCUGGUGGAGCAGCGCACCCGGGUGCUGCGGGAGCGGGCCCGGCGGGACGAGCUGCAGAGCCGGCGGGCCAAAGAAGCGGCCGAGCGCAAAGAGAGGGAGCACCAAGCCCACGUGGAGGCGCUGGCCCGGGCGGGGGAGCGGCGGCAGCAGCACGCAGCACAGGUGGCAGAGGAGGCGGUGCAACAGAAGGCGCGGCGCGUGGGCCAGAGCCGGCUGGAGAAGGAGCGGGUCCAGCGCGCCAAUAAGGAGAAAGUGGAGAGGGACGAAGACUGCCGCCGGCGGGAGCUGCUCGAGGCCAUUGGACGCAAGCUGGAGCGCAGCGAGCAGCUCUCGCGGGAACGGCGCAGCGCGCUGGAGAGCGCACGUUCCACCGCCCGGGCCUCCUUCCACGUUCGCGAGAAGGUGCGCGAGGAGACCAACACGCGCUCCUUCGACCGGAUGGUGCGGGAGGCCCAGCUACACGCCAGCCUGGACCGCAAAUGA